This is a messenger RNA of Lottia gigantea (owl limpet), 1290 nucleotides long. RefSeq lists its product as hypothetical. Bases 1 to 1290 code for a protein of 429 amino acids. The transcript has 10 exons. NCBI's taxonomy places the organism in Eukaryota, Metazoa, Mollusca, Gastropoda, Lottiidae. The record is from RefSeq and is a predicted model, not a curated record. Gene Ontology annotation, biological process: negative regulation of protein catabolic process; protein localization to nucleus. Gene Ontology annotation, molecular function: DNA binding.
AUGUCGGAAUCAGAUAUAGCUGCAACUGCUGGCAAUCCAAACAUACAUAUAGUUUCAAUAGAAUCUUCUCAAGUAAACCAAUUUGAAGAAGGUAACACCAUUAGUGAAGCUGAUCUCAAUAUAGUGGAUGAAUCUGGAGAGCCACCAAUGAAAAGAUUUAAAGUAGAAAUGAAUGAUGACUUAGAUAUGGACCAAUCAUUAAAGUUAUUAUUAUUAAACAUCAAUAGAGCAAUAUGUUUGAGACUAGAUAAUAUUGAUAAAAAACUGGAUAAUCUGGAUCAGAAGACAAAAUACAUCCAGAAUAGGCUUGAUCAAAUUACCAUUGACCCCAAUACCAAUAAACCACCUCAAUCUAAUUCAGCUUAUCAUAAUAUCAGAAAAGGAGCUGUUAUUGUUGGUUUACCACAAAAUGGAAAAGCUCCUUCAGAAGUACUAGCAGAUAAUGUAAAUAGUACAGAAAAUGUUCAAAGUUUGGGUCCUAAUGUUACACUUAUAACUUUAAAUUCUGAAUCUGAUUUUCCUAAUGGUUGUUGGUUAGGAGAUGAAAACAAUCCUGAAAUGAGAGUGAGAACACCAAUCAGUAAAAGUGACCUGCUUCAUAUCCAUUCUAACUGUCGUACCUCAGAGAAAAUGGCUCUUACAUUAUUAGACUAUUUAUUUGAUCGGGAUACUCAAGCAAAUUCUAAUUUAUCUGGUAUGGGAAGGCAUGGUAAAAAACAACUUGAUCCAUUAAUGAUCUAUGGUAUAAGAUGUCAUUUGAUUCAUAGAUUCAACAUCUCAGAAGGUGAUUGGCAUCGUAUAAAGCAAAACAUAGAUUCCAAAUGUCGUACAGCUUUUAGAAGACGUCAGCGUGGUCAGCCUUUAACAGUGAAAGCUUUCCGUGGUAAAGGUAGUACAGGAACUGUUGGUAGUCACAUGGAUAUGAUUGAACAACACCAUUUUAGUGAUGAGGAUUCUUUAAGUCAUGAUGAUUCAGUUUCUGAAUUACACAUUCACCAGAGUGAUGUAGAUAUACAGCAAGCUAUGCAAGAUGGUUUAGGACAAGGUGAAAUACAGAUAUUACACGCUACGCCAGAACAGAUCUCACAACUACAACAAGCACAUCAUAUACAAAUAUUACAGGGUGACCAAGUUAUUGGGCAAUUGCAGUCUGGUGAUAUGGCCUCGUUAGCAGAUAGUGGUAUACAGGUUGCUACGGUAACCACAGAAUCUGGAGAAGUAUUACAUAUACAACAGUCAGCUAACCCUACUACAGAUACUAUAACAGAGGCUACAGAGCUACCAGAAUAG